GAGGCUGGGGGCAGGGGCAGAUCACUGGACAAACAGAUCAAAGGUGAGACCAGCGUGGGGCCAAAGACCAGGCCAGGCCCACUGGACGAGCACACCAUGAGGCUGCUGACCCUCCUGGGUCUGCUGUGUGGCUCAGUGGCCACCCCCUUGGGCCCGAAGUGGCCUGAGCCUGUGUUUGGGCGCCUGGUGUCCCCUGGCUUCCCAAGGGAGUAUGCCAAUGACCAGGAGCGACGCUGGACCCUGACCGCACCCCCCGGCUACCGCCUGCGCCUCUACUUUACCCACUUCGACCUGGAGCUCUCCCACCUCUGCGAGUACGACUUUGUCAAGCUGAGCUCGGGGGCCAAGGUGCUGGCCACGCUGUGCGGGCGGGAGAGCACGGACACGGAGCGGGCCCCCGGCAAUGACACAUUCUACUCGACGGGCCCCAGCCUGGAUGUCACUUUCCGCUCUGACUACUCCAACGAGAAGCCGUUCACGGGGUUCGAGGCCUUCUACGCUGCCGAGGACAUCGACGAGUGCCAGCUGGCUCCGGGAGAGGCACCUGCCUGUGACCACCACUGCCACAACCACCUGGGCGGCUUCUACUGCUCCUGCCGCGCAGGCUACGUCCUGCACCGGAACAAGCGCACCUGCUCAGAGCCUCUAGCCUCCCCUGGAGCUCCGGCCUGCCCAGCAGGUCAGAAGCCAGAGCCAGCCUGCUGGCCUCAGCAGGUCGGGCCGAGAUGGCUGCGCCCCAACUCCCAUUCACCCCCCACGGAUCCAAUAAUAAACCUGGCUCCGCCCCCCCUGCUGCCACGUGUCUCUGGGGGGGGGGGGUGGGGAGGAGGCAGGGUGCGCGCCUCUGCCUACCCUCCUCCCAGCCUGAGGAACCCCAGGUCUGUGGGCGCCCCCUCCAGGGGGCCCUGGCUCCUUGGUCGGAAGGUCUUGCUUUCACCCUACGUUUUGAAGAUGGGGCACUGAGGCCCAGAGAGGGGCAGGGUCUGGUCACCAGAGGCUGAGCCUGGAGUAAUCUUGAACCACCCCCAUUCAGGGUGUGGCCUGGAGGAGUCCGACCCAGAGAGGAGACUCCCUGGGAGGUAUUCAUUGAGGGGGGCAAUCUGGACCCCCCAAAUCCAGGGGGGUCCCACUGCCCCAAAGGGCACAGCCACAGGGAAAAAGGCAGGCAAUGUUGGGGCUCCUCACUUCCUAGGGGCCUCACAGCUCAAAUGCCCCCCACUGCAGCUGGGGGUGGGGUGAUGGUUUGGGAUGGGGACCGAGCCUUCCUUGAGGGAUGGAGCGCAGCCCAGCGCCCCACCUGUGGCUGCAGCAUCAGCUCUCCCAGGAGGAAAGAGAGGACCAGACUCAGUCAGGAUCACUGUAGCCUUGAACUUCCAGGAGCUGCCUCCAGGGCAGGUGCCAGACCUGGGGGAGGGGAGUGACGAGCGGACCUUCUUCCAGAUGGUUCUCCCAGGAACGCAGGGGGCUGGCUGGUCCUGGCUGGGUUUGGGUAGGAGACUCCUGAUGAAUAAACUUGGGAAUCGCUGGGGUGGCUGUAGGGGAAUUUGGGGGAGUACCGAAGGGGCCCCUAGGCUCGAGAAGACACUCCUCCCUUUUCCCACAUUCCCAGGGAUCAAGGAGAGUGUCCCUUCUUCCUUCUUCCUGUGUGCUCAUCCGCGUCCGACCCCCACUUCCCCGGCAGAGCCUGGCAGAACUCAUGUUCCAGCCCGUACCCUGGGGUUGUAACUCUGGCCCAGGACACCCCCACACUCUCUGGGGGUGUGCGUGAGGCCCCUACACUCUGUCCCAAGUGCUGCCUGUUUCAGUUAAAGCCUCAAAGCAAGAGAAACCCCCUCUCUAAGCUGUCCCUCAGCCAUCGGGUGUGUCUUUGGUUUUUGGCUAGGCCUUGGAGGCUGGCAACCUGCAGGGCCCAGCUCAACUCAGGGAUGGCGAUGUCCCAGCCUCGUCCCUGCCCCGUGUCCUGCUCCCCAAGGCAGCCCACCCUGCUGUUGGUGUAAGGGCUGAUGGAGGGCACGCCAAGUCACUCCCCUCCUUCCCUCU
Molecule: messenger RNA, 2040 nt
Organism: Sapajus apella (tufted capuchin)
Lineage: Eukaryota; Metazoa; Chordata; Mammalia; Primates; Cebidae
Product: mannan-binding lectin serine protease 2
Exons: 5
Coding region: 97-963 (288 amino acids)
Biological process (GO): complement activation, lectin pathway
Molecular function (GO): serine-type endopeptidase activity; calcium ion binding
Source: RefSeq, a predicted model, not a curated record